CUCCCAAACUUGGUCCAAGGUUUUUCCUUCCGCCGCUUAUCAAGCGCUUGCAAUGAUGCCUCAUUGGUGUAUCGCCGAUGGACGCCGAGGUAUCCUCUGGAGACCGAUGCUACCCUUAGGGUAACCACCGCCGCGGUUGGAUGGGACGAGUCUGGUGGAACCAUCAUGAAAAUUUUAUUCCAUGGAAAUGAUCUUCGGAGCCCCCAGAGCAAGGGGAUCCAGGACUCUGCCGAGGACUGUGCGCUGUGAUAAUUAUUUUCCAGAUCUCUUUGCUCAAAUAAAGACAGAGGCUCCAUUGUUGUCUCCUCGAGGUCCAAACUGCACCAACACCUUCAGCAAUCCCGCCCGUUGAGGUCCCGCGCCCCUGGUAUGGAGGACAAGACCACCAAAUAUGGUCCUCAGGACGACCUUCCCGCCGUAGCUGGGGACCGCAUCUCGCAGAAGUCGCUGCCCCAGUCAACCCGCGACAUCGAGAAACAAACAGCCCCUGAGGACGCUCAGCUCCACCGGAAGCUAGGUAGUCGACAUCUACAAUUUGUCGCAAUAGGCGGAACCAUCGGCACGGGCAUCUUCAUUGCCAGUGGAACCUCUGUCGCGACCGCGGGGCCCGUCGGUGCUUUGCUUGCCUAUGUCUUCAUUGGGACCCUCGUUUACUCCGUCAUGCUGUCUCUCAGCGAAAUGGCAACGUUUUUCCCAAUCUCGGGUGCUUUCACGCGUUAUGCUGGUCGCUUCGUGGAUCCUAGCUUGGCCUUUUCCAUGGGAUGGAUCUACUUCAUCAGCUGGUCCAUUACGUAUGCGCUGGAACUGACGGUUGCUGGCAUCAUCAUACAAUGGUGGAACAGCUCGUUGAGCAUCGGCAUCUUCAUCACCAUCUUCUGGGUACCUCUCACUCUCGUCAAUUACCUGCCAGUGGACCUCUUUGGUGAAUUCGAAUUCUGGUUUGCCAGUAUCAAAGUCAUUGCUCUCUUGGGGUUCAUGAUCUUUGGUAUCUGUAUCAACGCAGGAGCCGGGGACCAGGGUUAUCUCGGGUUCCAUUACUGGAAGAGUCCUGGAGCGUUCGCCCCCUAUUUGACCGAUGGAGCCAAGGCAAAGUUCGUUGGCUUCUGGGCCGUCUUGAUUCAAGCCGGGUUCGCUUUCCAAGGCACUGAGUUGGUAGCCAUUGGUGCCGGAGAAAGCGCCAAUCCACGCAAAACCAUGCCAAGGGCAAUCCGUAACACCUUCUGGAGCAUCUUCCUCCUCUUCGUCUUCACUAUUUUCUUCAUCGGCAUCCUGGUACCUUAUGACGAACCCCGGCUGACGAUCGGAGACUCGAAUGCCAGCUCCUCUCCAUUGGUUAUUGCGGCGCAGCUUGCAGGUGUCCAGGUACUUCCUCACAUCAUAAACGCUGUACUUCUCACCGUAGUCCUCUCGGCAGCCAGCUCCAACGUUUAUUCCGGCAGCCGUGUUCUUGUUGGCCUUUCCGAGGAACGUUGCGCACCGCGCUUCUUUCAGAAGACCACCAAGCGGGGCGUGCCGUGGGUCGCCGUCUCCAUCACAGCCGCGUUCGGACUGUUGGCGUAUAUGAACCUUUCCGAGGGUGGUGGGACGGUCUUCAACUGGCUUCUGAACAUCGUUAGUGUGGCCGGCUUCAUCGCCUGGUCUUGCACCUUCAUCUGCCAUCUCCGCUUCAUGGAUGCCAUGGACUCGCAGAACAUCGCCCGCGAUACGUUGCCAUUCAAGUCUUGGGGUGGACGGUGGUUAGCAUGGUACGGACUUACGUUCUGCGUCAUCAUCACCUUGACGCAAGGCUUCACUGCCUUUGUCCCAUGGUCCACUCAGGAUUUCUUCAUCUCCUAUGUCAGCCUCCUUCUUUUCGUCGUCGCCUAUGUCGGUCACAAGGUGGUGACUAGGAGCAAGUUCGUCAAGUCAUCCGAGGCGGACCUGGUGACUGGUCGAUUCAACGAGGAAGUCACAGAAGUCUGGGAAGAGUCGCCGCGGAGCUGGUGGAAGAAGCUCUAUCCCCGCUUCUUCAGCUGAUACUAAAAGUGUAAGGGAUAGUAAUCUCAUGCGGGUUUGGUUUCUUUUCAGUCUUGCAUCGCGUUGCAUUUUCGGGUAGCAUAGGCGGCGUUGCUUUAGAUCUCUUUUCUUGUUGUAUUUCUAUUGUAGCAUCCUGCGGCGUCGCUUUUUCGGGCUGCAUACCACCUAUUCGGAAUUAUAUAAUAUACACCGCCUCUCAGUAAAC
Messenger RNA from Westerdykella ornata, 2221 nucleotides. RefSeq lists its product as uncharacterized. The transcript has 2 exons. Gene Ontology annotation, molecular function: amino acid transmembrane transporter activity. The record is from RefSeq and is a predicted model, not a curated record. Lineage: Eukaryota; Fungi; Ascomycota; Dothideomycetes; Pleosporales; Sporormiaceae. Gene Ontology annotation, biological process: amino acid transmembrane transport. Gene Ontology annotation, cellular component: membrane. Bases 370 to 2016 code for a protein of 548 amino acids.